AUGCCCAAUGUUUUUGAUGGGCGUGAAACACAACAAAGUCAAGAGCAGCAACAAGUGGUAAAGAGGGCGUGGCACGGAGGGCGUCAAGGGGGCGGAACGGGCGGCGACAGUUGGUCCGAAGGUGACCAAAAGCCACCAAGCCACGAACAUCGAACACCGGGACACAUGGACACCGGUCGUCGUUGGCCGGUGGUCAGUGGUCACUGGUCGCUGGUCAGUGGUCAGUGGUUCGCUCUGCGGUCCGAGCUCUAUACCAAACUAGUCUGUCCGGGCAGCGCUGCCGGCGUCGACUGCGAACAGCAGAAGCCGCUGCAAAAAUGAAUUUUUUAAGAAAGUUUUGCAC
Molecule: messenger RNA, 343 nt
Organism: Drosophila simulans
Lineage: Eukaryota; Metazoa; Arthropoda; Insecta; Diptera; Drosophilidae
Exons: 2
Coding region: 1-321 (106 amino acids)
Source: RefSeq, a predicted model, not a curated record